Messenger RNA from Peniophora sp. CBMAI 1063, 837 nucleotides. The record is from the annotation of a GenBank genome assembly. Lineage: Eukaryota; Fungi; Basidiomycota; Agaricomycetes; Russulales; Peniophoraceae.
AUGUCUCCCACAGGAAGAGCUGCGGAUGCGGCUGCAGGGAAGAUGAAGAAGCGCCCACGAAAUCUUGAUGAAGAUCCCUCCUCAACCACAACGAUCGAAGUCAGCGCCGAAAGUCAUGACUUGCAGUCUGCGUCGAGAAAGAGGCAACGCAAUGACUUGACCAUCACGAGCCUUGCCUCUAAUGCGACUAUAACGACUACAACCACUCAAGCGAAGCCUAAACUUGCUUCCAUCUUCGCGCCUCCAGAACCCUCUAACUUUCGUUGGCUGUCUCCCUUCGACCGCACUUGCCUGCGUGGCGUACACCUCUCCCCCCUACACCCAUUCACAGACUCGGCGACAAGCGAAGGCCCAGUCAGAGUCAAGAUAGCUGCAUUCGACUUGGAUGGUACGCUCAUUCGCUUCGCUGGAUUCGGUACAAAGGGCCCAGUACGGUUCGAUUGGUGGCGUGCAGGCGUUCCUGCUAAGCUGAAAAGCCUGCAUGCCGAAGGGUACUUGAUAGCCAUCAUAUCCAACCAGAAAUAUAAGGGAAAGAGCCUCCAGCGCUUUCAAGACAAAUUGCCCUUGAUCGCACGCGCUCUUCCUGACGUCCCCUUCUACAUCUUCGCUGCAACUUCGGAUGACAAGUUCCGCAAGCCCGGGAUUGGGAUGUGGGAUGCGCUUGUCUCGAUGCUCGAAGUCGAUGCUGUCGCCGUAGAUAAGACACAGAGUUUCUUCGUGGGCGAUGCCGCUGGUCGACUGAGUGAUCAUUCAGAUGGCGAUAAAGGUUUCGCGGAGGCUGUGGGGCUAUCAUUUCACACGCCGGAGGCAUACUUCCUCGGGAUCAAGCCAAAAUGA